CACCCUGGGCCUUUGCAUAAUCCUGCGGCUUCGCCACCCUGAGCGGCUGCCGGGCACCCCAGCCCAGCCAUGGCAGCGUCCCUGGCCCCCUCCCAGCAGCGGCGGCCCCCCCUCUUGCGCCAGGCCAUCAAGAUAAGGCGCCGCAGGGCCCGUGACCUGCAGGACCCCUCACCUCAAAGGGCUCCCGAGAUCCAACCGCCAUCUCACCACCUCUCCUCUGAGGAGCGGGAGCUGCUCUACGAGGAAGCCGUGUACAGUGUCCUCCACCGCCUGGGUCAGCCUGACCCCCAACACGUCCCCCAGGCCUCCCAGCUGCUGCACUACCUGCAGGAGGCCUUUCACCUGGAGCCUGAGGAGCACCAGCAGAAGCUGCAGGCAGUGCAGGAGCUGGAGAAGCCAAUUUUCUGCCUGAAAGCCACGGUCAAGCAGGCCAAAGGCAUUCUGGGCAAGGAUGUCAGUGGCUUCAGCGACCCCUAUUGCUUGCUGGGCAUCGAGCAGGGCCUGAAUGCACCAUCGGGGGGCAGCCCUGGCACACGGCGCCGGCAGAAGGCCGUGGUCCGGCACACAAUCCCAGAGGAGAAUACCCAUCGCACCCAGGUCAUCAGCCAGACCCUCAACCCCGUGUGGGAGGAGACCUUCAUCCUGGAGUUUGAGGACAUAAACACCUCAAGUUUCCACCUGGACAUGUGGGACCUGGACACGGUGGAGUCAGUCAGACAGAAGUUGGGCGAGCUAACAGACCUGCACGGACUGCGCAGGAUGUUCAAGGAGGCCCGGAAGGACAGAGGCCAGGAUGACUUCCUGGGGAACGUGGUUCUCAGGCUACAGGACCUGCAUUGCCGAGAGGACCAAUGGUACCCUCUGGAGCCACGCACAGAGACCUACCCGGACCGUGGCCAGUGCCACCUCCAGUUCCAGCUCAUCCACAAGAAGAGAGCCACUGCAGCCAGCCGCUCCCAGCCCAGCUACCUGGUGCAUCUCCACCUACUUCAGCAGCUGGUGUCCCAUGAGGUCACGCAACACCAGGCGGGCAGUACCUCCUGGGAUGGAUCGCUGAGCGCCGAAGCCACCACCAUCUUGUACCUGCAUGCGACCCAGAAAGACCUGUCUGACUUCCACCAGUCCAUGGCGCAGUGGCUGGCCUACAGCCGGCUGUACCAGAGCCUGGAGUUCCCCAGCGGCUGCCUCCUGCACCCCAUCACCAGCAUGGAGUACCAGUGGAUCCAGGGCCGGCUCAAGGCGGAGCAGCUGGAGGAACUGGCCACCUCGUUCAGCUCGCUGCUGGCCUAUGGCCUGUCUCUCAUCCGGAGGUUCCGGUCCGUCUUCCCUCUCUCGGUCUCAGACUCCCCGGCACGGCUUCAGUCUCUCCUUAGGGUGCUGGUGCAGAUGUGCAAGAUGAAGGCCUUUGGAGAGCUGUGCCCCGACAGUGCGCCCCUGCCCCACCUGGUCACUGAGGCCCUGCGGAUUGGCACCAUCGAAUGGUUCCACCUGAAGCAGGAGCAACACCAGCCCAUGGUGCAGGAUGUGUUGGAGGAAGGCAAAGCCUUGUUGGGUUUGGUGCAAGAUGUGGCCGGGGACCUGCAUCAGUGCCUGCGCAUAUGGAACAAAAUCUUCCACAACGUCCUCAAGAUCAACCUUUUCUCCAUCGCUUUCCUGGAGCUCCAGUGGCUGGUGGCCAAACGGGUACAGGAGCACACAGAGGCGAUGGGCAGCCCCAUGUCCCCGGAGAUGGGUGAGAAUCUCUUCCAGCUCUACAUCAGCCUCAAAGAGCUGUGCCAGCUGAGCCCAGAGGAUGGAGUCUCAGUCUCAGCCCUGGACGGCUUUCACCGCUGGUUCCAGCCCGCCAUUCCUUCCUGGUUGCAGAAAACCUACAGUGUGGCUCUGGCUCGAGUGCAGCGUGCGGUGCAAAUGGACCAGCUGGUGCCUCUGGGUGAACUGAUCAAGCACAGCACCUCGGCCGUGGACCUGUCCAUCUGCUUCACCCAGAUCAGUCACACUGCCCAGCAGCUGGACUGGCCAGACCCGGAAGUGGCCUUCAUGAUCACUGUCAAAUUCGUAGAGGACACAUGCAGGCUGGCUCUGGUGUACUGCAGCCUGAUAAAGGCCCGGGCUCGGGAACUCUCUGCAAACCAGAAGGACCAGGGCCAGGCAGCGGACAUGCUGUGCGUGGUGGUGAAUGACAUGGAGCAGUUGCGGCUGGUGAUCGGCAAACUGCCCACGCAGCUGGCCUGGGAGGCCCUGGAGCAGCGGGUCGGGGCCGUGCUGGAGCAGGGCCAGCUGCAGAACACGCUGCAUGCCCAGUUGCAGGGAGCGCUGGCUGGGCUCAACCACGAGAUCCGCACUGGCGUCCGCACCCUGGCGGAGCAGCUAGAGGCAGGCAUUGCCAUGCACAUCCGGAAGUUGGUGGGCGUCGGGGAGUCCGUCCUGCCUGAGGAUGCCAUUAUGCCCCUGAUGAAGUUCCUGGAGCUAAAGCUAUGCUACAUGAACUCCAACUUGGUACAGGAGAACUUCAGCAGCCUCCUGACCCUGCUCUGGACUCACACACUAUCAGUGCUGGUGGAGGCAGCCGCUUCCCAGCGCAGCUGCCCCCUGGCCUCGAGCAGGCUGAAGUUUGCACUGCAGAGCUUGGAGAUUUGCUUCUAUGCAGAGGGCUGUGGCCUGCCGCCUGAGGCGCUCCACACGGAUACCUUCCAGGUCCUGCAGGCGGACCUGGAGCUGCAGGCGGCCUCCAGUCGGGAGCUCAUCCAGAAGUACUUCUGCAGCCGCAUCCAGCAGCAAGAAGAGACCAUCUCGGAAGACCUAGGGGCGGUCACGGUCAAGGCCUCCUACCGAGUCUCAGAGCAGAAGCUGCAUGUGGAGCUGCUGAGUGCGUCCAACCUGAAGCCCCUGGACAGCAACGGUACCAGUGACCCCUUCGUACAGCUGACCUUGGAGCCCAGGCACGAGUUUCCUGAACUGGCCCCCCGGGAGACGCAGACUCAUAAGAAGGACCUUCACCCGCUGUUUGAUGAGAACUUUGAGUUCCUGGUGCCUGCCGAGCCAUGCCAGAAGGCAGGCGCAUGCCUGAUGCUCACCGUGCUGGACCACGACACGCUGGGCAAAGAUGACCUGGAAGGAGAGGCCUUCCUGCCUCUGGCCUCGGUGCCGGGCCUGGCCGGGCCCCACGAGCCUGGGGAGGUGCCACAGACCCGUCUACCCCUCACCUACCCUGCCGCCAAUGGGGAUCCCAUCCUGCAGCUCCUGGAAAGCCGGAAAGGUGAUCGAGAGGCCCAGGCGUUCGUGAAGCUGCGACGGCAGCGGGCCAGACAGGCCUCUCAGCAUGUCCCGCAGCCAGGGCGGUAGCAGUCCGGAGGAGCUGGGCUGGGUGGCUGAUGAGGUGGGCUGGGGUGGGCCCCCUACUGCAGGAGGGCCUUCAGUCUGGCUUGACACUAGGGGGUGCUUCAGCAGGUGGAACCCUAAGGAGAGUGCCCCUCUUCUGUCCAAUCUGG
Suncus etruscus (white-toothed pygmy shrew) is the source of this 3488-nucleotide messenger RNA. It is a transcript of the gene UNC13D, whose product is annotated as unc-13 homolog D. NCBI's taxonomy places the organism in Eukaryota, Metazoa, Chordata, Mammalia, Eulipotyphla, Soricidae. The record is from RefSeq and is a predicted model, not a curated record. The transcript has 32 exons. Bases 70 to 3342 code for a protein of 1090 amino acids.